ACAAACUAGCUAGUAGCUAUAAGCCUCUAGUGUGAACUUUACGUUCACAUUUAAGAAAGAACUUACGAAUGGCUGGUGCAACCCGUAUACCCAGGUGACCAAAAACGAAAGUGAAAGCAACAGAAGUGACGCCACCACGAGACCAUAAACGAAAAAAAAUGUGCGUUUUAAAUCCAAGAUAUUAUGUGGUCUUGACUGAGUAAGGAGUUAUCAGCUCCAGCCCUCCACAAUGAGACACCAUGAGGUGAGAGAGGAGAAGUUUGUGGCUUAUCAGAGCAAGAUGGCCGGAGCAUCAUCUCCAGAACCGAGCUGUGUGUCAGUGAAGAGCGAUGAGUCCAUGAGACAGCCGCUUGAAUUCAGUGAUGGAGCGGUGACCUCUCACCCCAGCCGGUUGAACAGACCCAAAGCAUCAUCUCCAGAACCCAGUGCUGUGUCAAUGAAGAGUCAUUGGUCCAUGGUGGAACCCCCACAACUCAGCGAUGGAGCAGUGACCUCUGACCCCAGGUUGGACGGACCCCAUGCAGCACCUCCAGAACCUAGUUGUUUGUCAAUGAAGAGUCAUUGGUCCAUGGUGGAAACCCCACAACUCAAUGGCGCAGUGACCUCUGACCCCAGCAGGUUGAAGAGACCUAAAGCAUCAUUUCAAGAACCAUCAUCUCCAAGCUGUGUGUCAAUGAAGAGUCAUUGGUCCAUGGUGGAACCCCCACGACUCAGUAAUGGAGCAGUGACCUCUCACCCCAGAACUGAGGAGGUGUGUUACAGACAGGACAAGAAAGAUUCAGACCUGCCUGAGGAGACUGAAGACAUGCAACAGGAUUGUCAUGAUGAAUCGGUGGAAGAUGUUCUGCAGAGAGUCAAAGACAAACACAAAAGCAUCAUGAAGAACAAGUAUGAGAGUUUAUUUGAGGGAAUGAAAGCACAAGAGAAUCAAACGCUCCUGAAGAGAAUUUACACACAGGUGUACAUCAGAGAGGGAGAGAGUGAAGGAGUGAACGAAGAACAUGAGGUUUUACACAUGGAGAAACAGCCCAGAAGAACACAAGACUUACAAGACACUCCAAUCUACUGCAAUGACAUCUUCACACCUCAAUCUCAUCAAAGACACAAAAUCAAGAGCGUUCUUACUAAAGGCAUCGCUGGAAUUGGAAAAACAGUCUCUGUGCACAAGUUCAUUCUGGAUUGGGCCGAGGGAACAGCCAAUCAGGACGUAGAUUUCAUGUUCCUGCUUCCGUUUCGAGAGCUGAACUUGAUUCGAGAGCAUCGCUACAGUCUUCACAAACUUCUGCUGGACUUUCAUCCUGAACUUCAAGAUGUGGACUCUCAGAUUUAUGAGGAGUGUAAAGUUGUGUUCAUCUUUGAUGGUCUGGAUGAAAGCAGAAUGACACGGAUGUUUUCAGACAGUGAGAAAGUUUCUGAUGUGACGGACGCUUCAUCAGUGGCCGUGUUGAUGUCAAACCUCAUGAAAGGAGAUCUGCUUCCCUCCGCUCUCAUCUGGAUCACCUCCAGACCAGCAGCAGCCAAUCUGAUCCCCUCCAAAUACAUCACGCGUGUGACAGAAAUCCAGGGAUUCGACGACGCUCAGAAGGAGGAAUAUUUCAGGAAGAGAAUCAGCGACGAGCAUCAAGCCAGCAGAAUCAUAUCCCACAUUAGAAGAGCGAGAAGCCUCCACAUCAUGUGUCACAUACCGGUCUUCUGUUGGAUCUCCUCCACUGUGCUUCAGAAGAUCCUGACACAAGAUCACAGUGAAGAAAUCCCCAAAACUCUGAGUGAAAUGUACAUCCACUUCCUGCUGAUCCAGAUGAAGAUGAAGAAUGAGAAGUAUGAUCCAGAGAGAGAUCCAGAGAUCAACAGAGAAGUGAUUGUGAAACUGGCUGAAGUGGCUUUCAAACAGCUGAUGAAGGGCAAUGUGAUGUUCUAUGAGGAGGAUCUGAGAGAGUGUGGGAUAGACAUCACUGACGCCUCGCUGUAUUCUGGCAUCUGUACUGAGAUCUUUAAAGAGGAACCUGUCAGUCAUCAGAGGAAGAUCUACAGCUUCAUACAUCUCAGCUUUCAGGAGUUCCUCGCGGCGUUCUACGUGUUUUACUAUUAUGUCAUCAAAAUUACAGACACUUUACAGUUUUUUGAUGUAGUUCAUAGUUUGCAGAAAAAAGCAGUAGAUAAAGCACUUGAGAGUGAAACUGGUCAUCUGGAUCUUUUCUUGAGGUUUCUGCUGGGCAUCUCACUGGAGUCCAAUCAGAGACUCUUACAGGAUCUACUGACACACACGGUGGACACCUCACAAACCAUCAAGAAAACCACACAGUACAUCAAAGAUCAAAUCAAGAAUAAUGAAGGUCUCCCUGCAGACAGAUGCAUCAAUCUGUUCUUGUGUCUUCUUGAAGUGAAAGAUCAGACUCUGUACAGAGAGAUCGAGGAGUUUGUGAGAUCAGACAAACACUCAGAGAAGAAACUCUCGGCCGCUCACUGUUCAGCAAUAGCCUACAUGCUUCAGAUGUCAGAGGAGGUGAUGGAUGAGUUUGAUAUGAAGAAAUACAACACAACACAGGAGGGCAGAAGAAGACUCAUACCGGCUGUCAACAACUGCACAAGAGCUCUGUUUGCUGACUGUAACAUUCAGGAUUCAGGAGUGAAGCUGAUCUCUGAUGCUCUCAAGAACACAAACUGUCAACUAGAGAUACUGAGGUUGUCCAGUUGUAAUCUUACUGCUGAGUGUUGUGAGAGUUUGUCUUCAGCUCUUCAGUCCUCAGAUUCUCCUCUGAGAGAUCUUGAUAUGAGUAACAAUGAUCUUCAGGAUUCAGGAGUGAAGCUGAUCUCUGAUGCUCUCAAGAACACAAACUGUCAACUACAGAUACUGAGAUUGUCCACGUGUAACCUGAUUGGUGAGUGCUGUGAAAGUUUGUCUUCAGCUCUUCAAUCCUCAAAUUCUCCUCUGAGAGAUCUUGAUGUGAGUAACAAUGAUCUUCAGGAUUCAGGAGUGAAGCUGAUCUCUGAUGCUCUCAACAACACAAACUGUCAACUACAGAUACUGAGGUUGUCCAGUUGUAAUCUGACUGCUGAGUGUUGUGAGAGUUUGUCUUCAGCUCUUCAGUCCUCUGAGUGUCCUCUGAGAGAUCUUGAUGUGAGUAACAAUGAUCUUCAGGAUUCAGGAGUGAAGCUGAUCUCUGAUGCUCUCAAGAGUCAAAACUGUCAUCUACAGACACUGAGGUUAUCAGGUUGUAUGGUGACAGAUGAAGGAUGUUGUUAUUUGGCUUCAGCUCUGAGUUCAAACCCGUCACACCUGAGAGAACUCGACCUGAGCUACAAUCACCCACAACACUCAGCACUUCAGCUGCUCGCUUAUCAAAGUGAUCCAGACCACACACUCAACAAACUCAAUGUGGAUCAUGGAGGAGAGUUCAGGAAUAAAGCAGGUCCACGCAAGUGGGUCUGUGAUCUCACGUUGGAUCCAAACACAGCUCACCCUCAUCUGGUUCUGUGGGACGAGAACAGAAAGAUCACACGUGGCAUGGACGUUCAGCCGUAUCCUGCUCAUCCAGACAGAUUUGAGUGUUAUCAGCAGGUGUUGUGUCGAGAGAGUCUGACCGGACGCUGUUACUGGGAGGCUGAAUUGAGCGGAUUGGGGGUUGUUGUGUCAGUGUCAUAUAAAAGCAUCAGCAGGAAGGGAUUGAAUGAUGACUGCAAAUUUGGAUUCAAUGUAAAAUCAUGGAGUCUGAUCUGCACUGAUAACAGAUUCACUGCCUGUCACAAUAAUAAUGAAAUAGUCAUACGUGUCUCUUCACCUCCCUGUAAUACUGUAGGAGUGUAUGUGGACCUGCCGGCCGGCACUCUGUCCUUCUACAGCGUCUCUGACACACACACACUCACACACUUACACACAUUCAACACAACAUUCACUCAACCGCUCUAUGCUGGAUUUAGAAUUUAUUCAAACUCCUCAGUGUCUCUGUCGGAAUAAACAACAGACACAUUGUUAGUAAUUACAGUUACUAUUAUUUAUUAUUAUUAUUAUUUAUUGAAUUGUAUUUAUUAAGCAGUAUACCUGUUUUUUAACACACAAAUGUAGACUUACUGUACCCCGUAUUUUAAAGUUACUCCUGUAGUCGAUCAUUUUAUCACUUAAAACUGUAAAAAGCAUAUGUAAAAGUUUUUUUACUGGCAUGCCUCAAAAUAGACUUAAAGUGAGGGUGUGGAGCUACAUUAAAGCAGUUGAUCUCAAACUGAAUUGUGUAUGUGAAGGCAUUAAAAGUGCAUAAA
Triplophysa rosa is the source of this 4254-nucleotide messenger RNA. RefSeq names its product NACHT, LRR and PYD domains-containing protein 12-like. Bases 230 to 3955 code for a protein of 1241 amino acids. The transcript has 13 exons. The record is from RefSeq and is a predicted model, not a curated record. Lineage: Eukaryota; Metazoa; Chordata; Actinopteri; Cypriniformes; Nemacheilidae. Gene Ontology annotation, molecular function: protein binding.